AUGUCGUCAGUUCAGUUCACAGCUCUGAUACGUCUCCCGUUCAUCCGGGGUGAGUUUGAAGAUCCUCCGCAGGCACAAUGGGAUGCUGAGAGAGACCGUCAACUAUGGAAGGUUAUUUCCAAGUCUUCCAAGACUAGCGACUUGAACUGGGUUGAGUUAGCGGACAAGUUUCAAGUCCCACCAACCUUUCUUCUUCAACAGGCCGCAUGGCUAUAUGAGCGACACCUAGAUCAUGUUCGUAACCAAAUGAAGAAAGUCAGCAUCUCGAAUGCUGCCCCGUCAUCUUCGCCAACUGGUGGUAGUACGCUUACUGCUGUGGGUGGCGUUGCGAUGCGAAGGGGUGGAAGUGCCGGAUCUGGAGCUGGGAGGACUACAUCCGCGUUAGCAGGACGCUCAAAGGACAGUCCGAGUCUGCGUGGCGCAGAGGUAGUGAUACCCGCACCUUCGCUCUCGAGGACACCGUCUACCACCACUAUCACUCAAUCCCGAGCACUCACUCAAGCACCAGCUCGAACAUUGUCUACACGCUCCACUCAGCGACCUAACUUGACAAGUAGAAGGUCUGAAGACCGGGCAAAUGCACCAAUCUCACCACCCAGUUAUCGAAAUCACGAAGCAGCGUCUCCAGACAUUCCCGAUUCGUCGUCCUCGAGCUCAUCAUCGCUAUCAGAUACUGACCAUCCAGCUCAUCGAAGCCAACUCUUCAAGCGCCCGCCGCGUUUCCAGCAGAAGAAACCGCGAGAGCUUUCGACGUUUGAGGAAGGAGACGGAACGCAAGAGAUUGACGAUUCAGGCUCACACGAGACAAGUCUACCUUUUGCAACUUCAGUCAAGACCAGACCAAGCAAUAGCAAGUACGCGCAAGACUCACGCUUCCGAGCUAGUAGCAGCAAGGAGCAAAAGGUUCUGCAACCUGCCCGCGCAAGGAAUGCUCCGCCUGUCAGACAAACGUCUAUGGAUGUACAAUCGAUCGCGACCACUGAGACCGCGUCGUCAAUGACUAGCUCUGGCGGACCUCCUUCGGCCGCAAAGAGCCCUAUGAGCCCUGCCUCGGAUCACCGCGCCGCGCUAGGCCGACUCGGUAGUCCACGACGCGGAGGACUGCGAUCCAGAAAGGAAGGUAGUGAAGGCACGCCGAGUAUGGGCAGCAGCUUCAGCGACAUUGAUGAUGCAGGUAUCAGUCAGUCAGCGCUGGAAGAAGCGCUCUUGAGCAACAUGCAGCAUGGGAGGAUGAGUACGCUUAGUCGCAUGUCGAAGUGCUCUUAUUCUCACAUAGGUCUAGUUGCCGACGCGAUGGCUUCUCGCUCGUUAAAGCCCGUCGCAAUGCCGCCGCCACCCAUCAUCCUAGUGACAGACCACUCCACAACACCCGCAAUAGCCACACGCUACACAUUCGGCCGCAACGACAUCGACUUCUCCAUCGCCUACAGGCGCAUCAAAUCCCUUCUCACCUACCCACCAUGCCCGCACCGCCCCCAGUACCUCUGGCCCUGCGACCCUUGCGAGUCCGCCUUCACCGCAAAGUACUGGACAUGCGCCGCCACGCUCCUCGACUAUUUCGCCGACUUCCACCCCAUCGACACGCCCCUCAUGCAAUCAAUCUGGUUCUACCUGCUGGAUAUCUGGCAAGAAACUGCGCAUAUCCUUCCCUACGAAACCGUGCUUGAUGAGACCAUCGAACACAGCGCUGCACUCAUCGGCGUGGCGCGCGCCCGAGACUUUGAGAAAGCAGUCCGCGACACCAUCACUUUGUUCGAAGUCACGAUUUGGGGUCGGAGAACAGAGGCGGAUUCGUGGGACCAGGUUAUCUAUGAUCCGAGAGGUGAGGCUAUGUGUCCGGUAGGUGAAUACGACACGGGUCCUUGGGCUAGUGGUGUGAAGCCCUGGAAUCAGUUUUUGGGGGAGGGAGGAAUGGGUGUUGCGGCGCCGUGGUCUGCUGCUGCUUCGACUCCAACUUCACAAGAACCUGGAAACGGAGAUGGAGACGCAGAAGGAGGACAAGAGAGAAGCACAACACGCUACAUCCCCCACCCCGCCAUCGCCCUCAUCGAAGGCCACACCGCGCGCUCCCGCCUCCUCGCCAAUUCCUUCUACGCCAAACAAAAGCUCACUCCGCCCCAAUACAACGCCGCCCUCGCAGAAUACGAAGCACACACCGUCGUCCUGCCUUCCAAGCGCGGCGAGCCCCACACGUACACUUCGCGCUUCACGGGCCGCGAAACUACAUACACGUUAUCCAACGGCGCGCCGCCGAUUAUGCGCUACGAGGGGCUCGGCGACCCGCAGUUGGAACUCGCGGUUCCGGAUGGAGAUUGGAAUCUGAUGGAUGAGUGUGUGGCUAGUUGUAGGGGGGUUACGGCGUAUGUGGGUGUUAGUGGCGGGGAUGAGGAUGAGGAGGAUGAGGAUAUGGUGGAUAGUGAGGAUGAGUUGGUGCCGUUUGAUUUGUGGACUCUGGUUGAGAAGGGAGGUGGGGGAGGAGGACGUGGCGAGGUGUUGGAUUUGGGAGGCACUGGGGGCAUGUUUGAGACUUGGUGGGAGGGGGAAUGA
This is a messenger RNA of Alternaria triticimaculans, 2547 nucleotides long. RefSeq lists its product as uncharacterized. The coding region runs from base 1 to 2547 and encodes 848 amino acids. NCBI's taxonomy places the organism in Eukaryota, Fungi, Ascomycota, Dothideomycetes, Pleosporales, Pleosporaceae. The transcript is spliced from 9 exons. Gene Ontology annotation, biological process: autophagosome assembly. The record is from RefSeq and is a predicted model, not a curated record. Gene Ontology annotation, cellular component: phagophore assembly site.